This is a messenger RNA of Anguilla anguilla (European eel), 6029 nucleotides long. It is a transcript of the gene slc4a4a, whose product is annotated as solute carrier family 4 member 4a. Gene Ontology annotation, molecular function: monoatomic anion transmembrane transporter activity; solute:inorganic anion antiporter activity; sodium:bicarbonate symporter activity. The coding region runs from base 452 to 3700 and encodes 1082 amino acids. NCBI's taxonomy places the organism in Eukaryota, Metazoa, Chordata, Actinopteri, Anguilliformes, Anguillidae. Gene Ontology annotation, biological process: regulation of intracellular pH; monoatomic anion transport; transmembrane transport. The transcript is spliced from 26 exons. Gene Ontology annotation, cellular component: plasma membrane; basolateral plasma membrane. The record is from RefSeq and is a predicted model, not a curated record.
ACACUGAGUAGCCUAGCUAGAGUUACCAUUGCCAUACCGAUAGGGCAAUAGAUUCGGCACAUGUCGACACCAAGAAAGGACGCACAGAACGCUUUGGGUAUUCCAAUGUCAUUUGCCCAUUUGGUGGGAUUUACGCAUUUGUGAAUUUUGUUUUAUUUAUUUAUUUUUCUUUAGCCUAGUCUAGCUGGUAGAUCUGACUAUUGCUUAACACAGCUCCCCGGCUAUGGUUGAACUUUUUUCUUGGAAUUUAUUGUUGCGCCUUAUUCCAAUGUAUUAGAAUUUUAUAGCGUAGAAAUCCCGCCUAUAACAAUAAAUGAAAGUUCGCAUCCUUUGACGAAACUGAUACGACAGAACUUCGUCACAAGCAAGAGGACACCAACGCUGGAUUGCGACUUCAGUUUGUCUUGGAGUUUUGGAGGAGGAAGUCGCUGGAGGUUGAAGAGCUUUCAAAAUGAGCAGCUACAAAAACAAGAUGGAGGACGAGGCCGUGCUGGACCGGGGAGCGUCCUUCCUCAAGCACGUCUGCGACGAGGAGGAGGUGGAAGGUCACCACACCGUCUACAUCGGCGUGCGCGUGCCCAAGAGCUACAGGAGACGGAGACGCCACCGCAGGAGGCCGGGCCACAAGGACAAGAAAGAGAAGGCGUCGGAGUACGCCUCCGACAAGUCUGACACGGAGAACUAUGACGAGGUCGGGAGCAGCAUCCUCAAACCUCUCAUCUCCCCGGCGGCCGAGCGCAUCCGCUUCAUGCUGGGGGAGGACGACGACGGCCCCCCGCCCCCCCAGCUCUUCACCGAGCUGGACGAGCUGCUGUCCGUGGAUGGCCAGGAGAUGGAGUGGAAGGAAACGGCAAGGUGGAUCAAGUUUGAGGAGAAGGUGGAGAAGGGUGGAGAGCGGUGGAGCAAGCCCCACGUGGCCACGUUGUCCUUACACAGCCUGUUCGAGCUGCGGACGUGCAUAGAGAAAGGGACCAUCAUGCUGGACCUGGAGGCAUCGACGCUCCCCCAGGUUGUGGAGAUGAUCACUGACAGUCAGAUUGACAACGGUUUGCUGAAAGCCGACCUGAAGGACAAGGUGAUGUACACCUUGCUGCGCAAGCACAGGCACCAGACCAAGAAGUCGAACCUGCGGUCACUGGCCGACAUCGGCAAGACGGUCUCCAGUGCAAGUAGGCUGUUUUCCAACCAGGAUAAUGGCAGCCCAGCAACCACCCCUCGGAAUCUGACGUCCAGCAGCUUGAAUGACAUCUCUGACAAGCCUGAGAAAGAUCAGCUGAAGAACAAGUUCAUGAAGAAGCUGCCACGGGAUGCUGAGGCCUCCAACGUCCUGGUGGGGGAGGUGGACUUCCUGGACAGUCCCUUCGUAGCGUUCGUCCGUCUGCAGCAGGCGGUUAUGCUGGGGGCCCUGACAGAAGUCCCUGUUCCAACCAGAUUCCUGUUUAUCCUGUUGGGGCCCAAAGGCAAAGCCAAGUCCUACCAUGAAAUUGGAAGGGCGAUAGCCACCCUCAUGUCUGAUGAGGUCUUCCAUGACAUUGCUUACAAGGCCAAGGACCGACAGGAUCUCCUGGCCGGCAUCGACGAGUUCUUGGAUGAGGUCAUCGUCCUGCCCCCCGGUGAAUGGGAUCCCGCCAUCAGGAUAGAGCCCCCCAAAUCUCUGCCGUCGUCAGACAAACGAAAGAACAUGUACGCCGGAGGGGAUAACGCACAGAUGAACGGCGACACGCCCCACGACGGAGGGCACGGGGGAGGGGGGCACCAAGUGGGCGAUGAGCUAAAGAGGACGGGAAGGUUUUGCGGUGGCCUUAUACUUGACAUCAAAAGGAAGGCACCUUUUUUCGCCAGCGACUUUUACGACGCCAUACACAUCCAGUCCCUGUCAGCCAUUCUUUUCAUUUACCUGGGGACGGUGACCAAUGCCAUCACAUUCGGGGGUCUACUGGGGGAUGCCACAGAAAAUAUGCAGGGGGUGCUGGAGAGCUUCCUGGGCACGGCGAUUUCUGGAGCGGUCUUCUGUCUGCUAUCUGGUCAGCCCCUCACCAUCCUCAGCAGUACGGGGCCUGUGUUGGUCUUCGAAAGGCUGCUCUUCAACUUCAGCAGGGACAACUCGUUUGACUACUUGGAGUUCCGGUUGUGGAUCGGCCUGUGGUCGGCCUUCUUCUGCCUGGUCCUGGUGGCGACGGACGCCAGCUUCCUGGUGCAGUACUUCACCCGCUUUACGGAGGAAGGCUUCUCCUCGCUCAUCAGCUUCAUCUUCAUCUACGACGCCAUCAAGAAGAUGCUGAAGCUGGCCCACUACUACCCCAUUCACUCAGGCUUUAAGGUGGAGGACGUCACACAGAACGACUGCCUCUGCAUGGCCCCCACUGUAGACAAUAACUCAGGGCUUUACAGUGAUUCACUGGAAGACGGUACCACCACCUGGAUAAUUAACAAUACUAAUAUGCCCUUUAAUGCUACCUGGUCGUCGCUGUCAAAGUCGGAGUGUCUGAAGUACGGAGGAGAGCUGGUGGGAGAAGCCUGUAAAUACGUCCCUGACAUCACCCUGAUGUCCUUCAUCUUGUUCUUCGGCACCUACACCUGCUCCAUGUGUCUGAAGAAGUUCAAGACCAGUCCCUUCUUCCCCACGAGAGUGAGGAAACUCAUCAGUGACUUUGCCAUUAUCCUGGCCAUUUUGAUCUUCUGUGGUGUAGAUGCACUGGUGGGAGUGGACACGCCUAAACUCAUUGUGCCAAGUGAAUUCAAGCCAACGAGCCCGAACAGAGGCUGGUUUGUGCCCCCGUUCGGAGGCAACCCCUGGUGGGUGUACCUGGCGUCGGCUCUCCCGGCCCUCCUCGUCACCAUCCUGCUCUUCAUGGACCAGCAGAUCACCGCCGUCAUUGUCAACAGGAAGGAGCACAAGCUAAACAAAGGGGCGGGCUACCACCUGGACCUGUUCUGGGUGGCCGUCCUGAUGAUCCUUUGCUCCUUCAUGGGGCUUCCCUGGUACGUGGCGGCCACGGUCAUCUCCAUCGCCCACAUCGACAGCUUGAAGAUGGAGACGGAGACCUCGGCCCCCGGGGAGCAGCCCAAGUUUUUGGGAGUGAGGGAGCAGAGGGUCACUGGAGUCUUCGUGUUCCUCCUGACCGGACUGUCCGUCUUUAUGGCUCCAAUCCUCAAGUUCAUUCCGAUGCCUGUGCUGUAUGGAGUCUUCCUCUACAUGGGUGUGGCCUCCCUCAAUGGUGUACAGUUCAUGGACCGCCUCCAGCUGCUCCUGAUGCCGUCCAAGCACCAGCCAGACCUGGUCUACCUGCGUCACGUCCCCCUUCGAAAGGUCCACCUCUUUACCUUCAUCCAGGCCCUCUGCCUGGCCCUGCUCUGGGUGCUCAAAUCCACCGUGGCAGCCAUCAUCUUCCCUGUCAUGAUCUUGGCCCUGGUGGCGGUGAGGAAAGCCAUGGACUACCUCUUCUCACAGCGAGAUCUGAGCUUCCUUGACGACGUCAUUCCCGAGAAGGACAAGAAGAAGAAGGAGGACGAGAAGAAGAAGAAAAAGGCCAAGGGUAGCCCAGACAGCGAUGGAGAAGAUUCUGACUACCACUACAACGAAAAUGUCCCCAGCAUUAAAAUCCCCAUGGACAUGAUGGAGCAGGAACCCUUCUUAGGUGACAAACCCUCCGACAGAGAAAAGUCCCCCUCCCUCCUCGAACACCACACGUCGUGCUGAUCGGAUGCACUACUUCCAGGGUAACUCCUUGUCGAGUCCUGAGAGAAAUCCAUAUAAAUCUGUGCCUCAGAUUAGAAUAGACCUUGAGCCCGAAGACAACGGGUUCUUCUGGAGGAGUCGGGGUUCUGAGACGUCUCUCUGACCAGUAGAAGCCCCGCCUCUCCUGAUGAGCCAACCAAUCCUUGUGCAAACUCAAAAGACAUUCCUGUUCUUAUUUCUAUUCUCCUAUUCUCUAUGAAAAAUUCUUCCAGCGAUCAAAACUGAUGGGAUGCUUAUUUGAAAGUGAAUCACAUAGAUGGAAUAGUUCAAUUUUUUUUUUUUUGAAAUUGCAAAUUACAUUUUAAGAAUGCAAAACCUUGCUGUUUUUUUGUCAGGAUUAACUGGAAGAGAACGACGAUUUGUGCAAAGGGUUUGUUCCUACGUACAGUAGGUACUUUUCAAAUGGGAAGAAAUUUUAACUGUCAUUCCGAUUCCCAGAUCCCCCUCUCUGUUCCAGUACAGUACACAAUAGAAUGUGUUGUUUCACACUCCUAACUCCUUACUAUGCAAAAUGUAUCAUCUUCUGAAAAAAAAACAGUAAAAAUUAAGUAGCUGUUUGUCAUGCAUGACAGUGAGCCUAACCUGCCGUUUUUGCAUCUUCCUUAUCUGAACUUUUUAUUUAUUGUUUAAAAAUAAGAAAUUACUGUAAUUACAUUUUCCUGUAGCAGGAAAAUAAUACUUUGAUCGGUUUGUAGCUCUACCUCUUAUUUUUAGAUGCCAGGCAUUCUAUAUAAAUAUAAUAUUUUGAUUUUAUAAAGGGCACAGCAUGGAAUUUUAAUAUUGUUAAUAUUCUUUCUGUCUUUUAAGAGUUUCCCUGGAACAAAGUAUUCACAAGAUUAAAUGUAUUAAAAGAGAAAGCAAUAUCUGUAACAUAGAGAUAAUAUAAUUCAGAUUCAAUAUUAUAUGAUUUAUUAACUUUUACAUGAUGUUAUGGUCUAUGUUGAUAAUAUGCCAUUGAUACAGAUUUUUUAAUGUUUUUUUUUUUUAAUCAGUCAGGAUACAGUGUUGUCUUUUUCCUUGAACAAAAAGCAUAGGAUUUGUAUUGUGAAGCACUGGGUCAAGCACUCAGCAUUAAGUCCCCAGUAUUUGUGGGUUCACUGCUGUCUUGUGGUGUAAAAAAAGCUUGUUCGGCUGCCAUCUAUUUUCUUAUGAUUUGAACUUGCAGUGCUGUAUGCAUUUUGAAAGAUACAUUUUGAAAGAAUUUGUCAAGCAAACAAAUGAGUGAAUUCAUUUAUUUACAAUGAAUUUGCUAUGUACAUGAGUAUCUAAUGUCUAUAUCCCUUCAUAAGUAAACAAAGCAGUUCUAUUUGCACAGCUGGUCCCAAAAACUGGCAUGAAAUCCAAUAUUUCUCUCAGCCAAAAUGUUCUUGGGCAAAUAACUGCUAUUUCUGCACAAAAUGAUCUACCUAAGUGGCUUAAAAUUGUAUGUAACAGAAUGAUCCAGAAAGGUACCUCAUGAGGUCCUAAUGAGCAGUAGUCUUUACAAAAUAUAGCUUACGGAAUCUUCCAAAUGGGACAUUUUCUAUAACCAAUAGUGAACCACAAAUAUGUGAAAAACAGGUUUCUUAGACAUUUUGUUUCAGUUCAUGAGGCUUUUUUUUUUUUUUAAACAAAUGUUUAUUUAUAUGCUUGUUUAAUAAUUCCAAUGGUUUUUUCUUCCAGUUUCUAUUUAGCUGGGUUUUCUCCCUUGGGGAAAAAAGUAAUAUACUCUAUUUUCUGUGUCUAAGAAUGAAAUAUUAAUAACUUAUACUGAAAUGGGAAAAAAAGGUUUUCAGGAUUCUACUCAGGUUCUCUGAGACGUAAUAUGCAUGUCCUACUUUAUAUGGCCUGCAUGUGAUCCAGUAAAUCCUUGUUUCAGUGUAUUUUUAUGUAUAUCUUGUACAUUCAAGUAUGUUGGGUAAUUCCAAGAUGCUUGGUUUUUUUUGUUAUUUUUUUGUUAUUGUGAUUCAUUUUGAUUUCCCCCCUAAACCAAUGUACUUUAGCACUGCCCAAUUAAGCAUUCUCUGUUUUUAAGCUUAAAAAUAUUUUUUAACUUAUGGUUUGGGAUGGGUAGUUAGUUUAAACAGAAUCAAAUUCAUUAUAUCAGCAUGUCGGACAAAUUCUAAAAUGAAAUUAACCGUAUGAAACGUGAGGUUAAUUCUAGUGUAUUAAAGACUGAUGUUUUUUCAUCGAUUUUUAUUGUGAAUUUUUAGAAUAAACAAAAACAUACACAUGUGAAAUGAUUUAUUUUAGAAUUUAUAUUUUUCAAAUGAAGUGUAUAUUAAAAUAAACUGAAUUUACGCGACUUGAA